Messenger RNA from Cynara cardunculus var. scolymus (artichoke), 1830 nucleotides. RefSeq names its product ent-copalyl diphosphate synthase, chloroplastic-like. Gene Ontology annotation, molecular function: magnesium ion binding; terpene synthase activity. Gene Ontology annotation, cellular component: chloroplast. The record is from RefSeq and is a predicted model, not a curated record. The transcript is spliced from 13 exons. Bases 1 to 1830 code for a protein of 609 amino acids. Gene Ontology annotation, biological process: gibberellin biosynthetic process. Lineage: Eukaryota; Viridiplantae; Streptophyta; Magnoliopsida; Asterales; Asteraceae.
AUGGGUGGUGUUGUUCUUAAAUGCCCCAAUUUUCAUUGCAAAGCUGUCUCAAAGUUUCCAACACAAGAGCACCUUGAUGUACGUCAACAAAAUGGUUUGCUAUCUAUCAACUCGCAGAAUGACAUCAUGGAGGAUGAACUCGACACAGAUCUGAAGAUUUUGUGUUUGAGCGAGGAGGUCAAGGGGUUUGCUGAGAGAAUCAAAGGGAUAUUGAAUGCAAUUGAUGAUGGAGAGAUAAAUGCGGUGGCUUACGAUACAGCUUGGGUUGCACUCGUCCAAGAUGUUAAUGGAAGUGGUCGCCCUCAGUUCCCGUCAAGUUUGGAGUGGAUUGUAAACAACCAACUCUCUGACGGAUCCUGGGGCGACCGUUUUAUCUUUUUGGCUCAUGAUCGCAUCAUUAAUACAUUAGCAUGUGUGAUCGCGCUAACUUUUUGGAACUUUCAUCCCGCAAAAUGCCAAAAAGGAGUGGAAUUUCUGAAAGAGAACAUAAGCAAACUUGAAACUGAGAACGAAGAACAUAUGACGUGCGGUUUUGAAGUUGUGUUUCCUUCACUUAUCGACAUUGCAAAGAAGCUCAACAUCGAAGUCUCAGAAGAUUCUCAGGUCUUGAAAGAAAUCUACGCAAGACGGAACCUGAAGCUCGCAAAGAUACCGAAGAACAUAAUGCACAAAGUUCCGACAUCUUUACUUUUUAGCUUGGAAGGAAUACCAGAUUUGGAGUGGGAAAAACUUGUAAAACUUCAGUGCAAAGAUGGGUCAUUCCUCUUAUCGCCAUCAUCCACUGCUUUUGCAUUCAUGCAAACUAAUGAUGAGAAUUGUCUUCAAUAUCUCACAAAUGUUGUUACCAAAUUCAAUGGUGGAGUUCCGRAUUUCUACCCGSUGGAUCUUUWUGAACGUAUUUGGGUCGUUGAUCGCCUCCAACGUCUUGGGAUUUCUCGYUAUUUCAAGUCAGAGAUCGAGGGUUGUGUUGAAUACGUCUACAAGURUUGGACUAAGGAUGGGAUCAGUUGGUCGAARAACUCGAAUGUACAAGAUAUUGAUGACACUUCGAUGGGAUUUAGGAUUUUGCGAAUGCAUGGUUACGAUAUUUCUGCAGAUGUGUUUCGACAAUUUGAAAAAGAUGGCAAAUUUGUGUGUUUUGUCGGGGAAACAACAGACUCCGUCACCGUAACGUUCAAUUUAUUACGCGCGUCGCAAGUGCUCUUUCCCGGAGAGAAAAUCCUUGACGAAGCCAUGAAGUUUUCUUAUAAAUAUUUGAAGGAGAAACAAUCAUCGAACGAGCUCCUUGAUAAAUGGAUCGUCGCCAAGGACUUGCCUGGUGAGGUGGGAUACGCGCUAGACAUACCAUGGUAUGUGAGUUUGCCUCGACUCGAGACAAGAUGCUACUUGGAGCAAUACGGAGGCGAAGACGAAGCGUGGAUCUCAAAAGCCGUAUACCGGCUGGGAAAUAUUAGCAAUAACACAUACCUCGAAAUGGCUAAAUUGGAUUACAACCACUGUAUGGUCAGGCAUCAGCUCGAGUGGAACAGUAUGCAGCAAUGGUAUGUGGAUUUCAAUAUCGAACGGUUUGGGAUGAGCAAUAUCACAAGUCUUUUGGUCGCAUACUACCUGGCUGCAGCCAGCGUAUUCGAGCCAGAAAGGUCCAACGAGCGAAUCCACAUAAUGCAAGAACUAGUGCAACUCGUAUUCAGCAACUCACCUGAUGAUCUUGAUCAAGAUUUGAAGCAGACGUUCCUAACUGUGGCUAAAACUUUCUAUUACAGGACCUAUUUCGAUCCCGAGACGAUAAACGUUCAUAUCUCCAAAGUACUGUUUGAGCAUGUAAUCUAA